AUCGUUGACUUAUUUUAGUUAUAUCAUGCAGAUCGCCUAGAUAUAGAUAUGUUUCUAUAUUUAUUGUUCAAAGGACCAUACGCUGGAUGGACAUCAAACUGGUGGUACGAAACAGAGAACUCUGAUUACAUCUCGCGAUGUUAGGUUCAGGCAUUUGAUUUAGCUGUGGGUGGAGUCAAGUUGCAAGUUGAAUCGCCCGUUGGCUAACGUUACAUCGAAUAUGACAGCUGAUUUUCGACCCCUAAUAUACAAAAAUACCGUUUAUUUGUGGAGAACUUGAUGAAUGAAUGCGGAGGUGUCUUGUGCAAUUGCACCGCAUUAUGUGCAUCUAGCCGUUGCAGAGUUUAUUUCUAACGCGUCAGAACCCCGGAUUCAGGAACGUUCCUGCUCCUUCUGGAGCUACCGAUUCAUCCCGGCUAGUUAGCUAUCCAGCUAAUCAACCGGAUUUAGUGAAGAAAGAACACAGUGUUAGCACCGUAGCUAACCUCAUCCACUCGGUGUCUGCUUGCGUGGGCGGCGUCGGAGCAUGCACUUGUGCUCGAUAACCAGCCAGUCGGCGGAGCUGGAGUGAUGCGAGCGGCGGCGGGCUGCAGGAUGAACGUCGCAGCCAUUCUGAACGGCCUGCUGGUCUCCGUGGUGGCGGCUCUGCUCUGGAAAUACACCCAGCUCAGCGAUCACGCCGCUUCCCUGGAGGAGGAGCUCCACCUGACCCAGCAGUCUCAAGAGCUGUCGCAGGCCCGCAUCGACUACCACGCCGCCCUGCUGGCGCUCCAGGAGCACGGCACCCGCAUGGUCUGCACGGGCAAGAUGCACACCGACCGCGUCUGCCGCUUCGACUACCUGUGCUACUGCACCGAAGCGGAGGAGUUUGUCUUCUUCCACGGCAACUCCUCCGUCAUGCUGCCCAACAUAGGGCAGCGACGUUUCCAACCGGCGCUGCUGGACCUUUCCUCGGUGGAAGACCACAACACCCAGUACUUCAACUUCUUGGAGCUGCCGGCCGCCGCUCUAAAGUACAUGCCCAAGCCCGUGUUUGUGCCCGACGUGGCGCUCAUCCUGAACCGCUUCAACCCGGACAACCUCAUGCACGUUUUCCACGACGACCUGCUCCCCAUCUUCUACACCAUGAGGCAGUACUCGGACCUGGACGACGAGGCGCGCCUCAUCUUCAUGGAGGGCUGGGGCGAAGGGCCGCACUUUGACCUCUACCGCCUGCUCAGCAGCAAGCAGCCCCUCCUCAAGGAGCAGUUGAGGAACUUCGGCAAGCUCAUGUGCUUCACCAAGUCUUACGUAGGCCUGUCCAAGAUGACCACCUGGUACCAGUAUGGCUUCGUCCAACCGCAGGGCCCCAAGGCCAACAUCCUGAUCUCCGGGAACGAGAUCCGGCAGUUUGCCUCCCGCCUGAUGGAGAAGCUCAACAUCACGACCAAGGAGCAGAAGGAAGGGACGAGUCCCGAGGAGAGGGACCAGUACAUCGUGGUGUUCAGUCGUUCCCAAACCAGGCUGAUCCUCAACGAGGCCGAGCUGAUCCUGGCGUUGGCGCAGGAGUUCCAGAUGAGGGUGGUGACGGUCUCCAUGGAGGACCAGACCUACUCCAGCAUCGUGCAGUUGAUCAGCGGAGCCUCCAUGCUCGUCAGCAUGCACGGAGCUCAGCUCGUCACCUCGCUCUUCCUCCCCAGAGGGGCGGCUGUGGUUGAGCUCUUCCCCUACGCGGUCAGCCCCGAGCAGUACACCCCUUACAAGACCUUGGCCACCUUGCCAGGCAUGGACCUCCAGUAUGUCGCCUGGAGGAACACCAUGGAGGAGAACUCCGUGGCCCACCCAGAUAGACCCUGGGAUCAGGGGGGCAUCGCUCACCUGGACAAGGAUGAGCAGGAGCGCAUCCUGGCCAGCAGAGAGGUGCCCAGACACCUUUGCUGCCGAAACCCCGAGUGGCUGUUCCGCAUCUACCAGGACACCCGGUUGGACAUCCCCUCUCUGCUGGACGUCCUCAGGGAGAGCCUGAAGACCAGGCCCAACCUCAAGAAGACCCGGCCUGCCAGCACUGUUCAUCCAGGCAGGGUGAGGGAGCCUCAGUGCCAGACCUCAGUCCAGGCUACCAACGAAGCCAAGCUCACAGUAUCCUGGCAGAUACCUUGGAACCUCAAGUACUUGAAGGUCAGGGAGGUGAAGUAUGAGGUAUGGAUCCAGGAGCAAGGAGAGAACACGUACAUGCCUUACAUCCUGCCUCACCAGAACUACACCUUCUCGGAGAACAUCAAGCCCUUCACCACCUACCUGGUGUGGGUGCGCUGCAUCUUCAACAAGAACCUUCUGGGACCCUUUGCAGAUGUCCUCAUGUGUAGAACAUAACCUUAAAGCUCUACAGUUGUGCUGCUAGUACCGCUUGGACUGUCUGAGGUUAACACCGUUGUCAUAACUUGUCCCAGACACGGUGAGAUGGGGAGAAUGAAAGAGGUCAAAGAGGAGGGCGUCCAGACCAGGACAGCUGCUGGGCAGAAGUGUCACCUGUGUCUUGGGUCAGUGCUGGAUAACACAGUCAUGAGCUCACCGUGGCUGAUUACACUGUGGCACAGGCCAAGAGAAUCUUAACAGCAACAUAACUGGACACAGGUAAACAUGGAAUGCACAAAUGUCGUAUGUAUUACAUGUCUACAGAAGAAAACGAUUUGCACAUUUACACAUUUUUAUAUGAAUAGUAGUAAACAGAACUUUCUGGUACCUGUUUGAAUGUGCUGUGUGGUAUUCUGGGGGUAGUGAUUGUCAUUUUAAGCCCAUGAGAUCUGUGUUUUUUAGGUCAUUGUCUUGAGUGAAUUGAACCUUUAGCCCUUUCAUUGGUAAGUUUGACAUCAUACUAAUUUUCUAAAUAUCCCAGAAGCAACAACAGCAUCAAAAAGUGGCGUAGUCACUCGUCUACGUUUUAGUUGUGUUGGAUUUGGUGUUUUUUGUAGUUUAUUAAUUGUCGAGACUACAUUUAAUUCUUAACAUCUUCAUGUAAAUGUUUAAGCAAUUACAAAUAAGACUCAUGGCCAGUUAUCUGAAGAUUCCAAUUGAAGAAUAGAAUGAAUUUAAAAAGUCUCUAAAUUAGCUAACAGUAUAUUGUGUGCUCUUAAGAUAGGUUUUUAUUGUUGACAACUUCUAGAUUUGACUUCUUGUCUUAGUGAAACACUGAAUGGCUGAUGUUUCAACGUGAUGUGAUUGUAUGUCAAGUGUGAGGCUAAAUGGGGGACAGUGAUAUACACAAAUGGCUAUGCUGCUGUUAAAUCAAUGAAGGGCACUUGCUUCAAUGUUUAUCCCCCUCAAAAUCUGUGGUCAGCGUUUAGAACAGAUGAGACCAUUAUUGUAGACUGUUCACUGAUAAGCGAAAAUUGUCAUAUUGUACGUGAAUCUAUUAACAGGCUAAAAUUGCCGUCAACAUUUUCAAUUUGAUCAUGUGUGGUACGGGCCCUUAAAUCGAUGUGUAGAAGUAGACCACUCUACAACUAAUCUCCACAUCUAACGCCCCUUCUGCCUAGCGCUGGUAAUUGCCUGCUAAUUAAGACAAGCUGAGGGUCUGUGCCUCCUCUGGGCUUCCUCAGCCUUGAACACAAGCUUGCUGCUUGUAGGCCUAUGGUUUGGAUGGCUCUUAUUCAAGCGUUUGUGCUUAUCGCUGCAGUAGUUAAGCAUAUAACGUGUAUCUAGGUGAGUUGGUAAAGUAGAGGAUAGCGAUUGGUUUCACAACUCAAAACAAAUUUUGUUUUUAAGGUUGGUAUCGCAUCAAGUGUGUAUCACAGUUUACAGAUAUGAUAUGCAUUAACUGAUUGUCAAUGGUUUUUAUCUUAUGCCUCAGCUUUCUAUUGAUAUGGUGGCUAUUGGCCGGUGGGAGGAUAAACAAACUUUUGGCUACUGAGAUUAAUCUUUCUAUUUUCUCUGUCCUGUGUUCCUUUUCCAUCCAGAAAUGUUUUCUGAACCUUGUACUGUUUUUUUGGUGAUAUGUUCUCAAAUGCAGUUUUAUCAGUGUUUGUAUUUAAGAUUAUUUGCAACCAUUGUUCAAUGUGAUGCUGUUUAAAGAUUUUGUUAAUGCUUGUUCAUUUUAAAGAUAAUAUGUUUGCUAAUUGUGUCCAAUUGGACAAUUCCAUCAAUAUCAAUUUGAAAAAAAUAUAGAAACAAUUUUGAAGUAAUUGUGAUUGAAUGAAGAAAACAAAAUAAAAACCU
Molecule: messenger RNA, 4194 nt
Organism: Osmerus eperlanus (European smelt)
Lineage: Eukaryota; Metazoa; Chordata; Actinopteri; Osmeriformes; Osmeridae
Gene: pomgnt2
Product: protein O-linked mannose N-acetylglucosaminyltransferase 2 (beta 1,4-)
Exons: 3
Coding region: 571-2352 (593 amino acids)
Biological process (GO): protein O-linked glycosylation via mannose
Cellular component (GO): endoplasmic reticulum
Molecular function (GO): protein binding; protein O-acetylglucosaminyltransferase activity
Source: RefSeq, a predicted model, not a curated record